Messenger RNA from Pseudopipra pipra, 3503 nucleotides. It is a transcript of the gene FERMT2, whose product is annotated as FERM domain containing kindlin 2. Gene Ontology annotation, biological process: cell-matrix adhesion; integrin-mediated signaling pathway. The record is from RefSeq and is a predicted model, not a curated record. Gene Ontology annotation, cellular component: focal adhesion; extrinsic component of cytoplasmic side of plasma membrane. The transcript has 16 exons. Lineage: Eukaryota; Metazoa; Chordata; Aves; Passeriformes; Pipridae. The coding region runs from base 212 to 2308 and encodes 698 amino acids. Gene Ontology annotation, molecular function: integrin binding.
GCUCCGCCCGCCCUGCUCCUCCCGCGGCGGCCCCGCAGGCAGCGGUGGGGGCGGCGGGAGAGCGGCACCCCCGUCCCGAUCCCGCCCCACCGCGCCCCCAGCCCUGCCCCGGGGCGCGGAGCGGGCAUUGCCGGGCCCACCCCGAUCCCCGAUCCCUGAUCCCGCUCCCGCUCCGUGCCGGGCGCGGCCGGCGGCGCAGGAGGCCGGGGCCAUGGCGCUGGACGGGAUCCGCAUGCCGGACGGCUGCUACGCCGACGGGACGUGGGAGCUCAGCGUCCAUGUCACCGACCUGGGCCGCGACGUCACCCUGCGGGUCACCGGCGAGAUCCACAUCGGCGGCGUCAUGCUGCGCCUCGUCGAGAAGCUCGAUGUCAAGAAGGACUGGUCGGAUCACGCGCUGUGGUGGGAAAAGAAGAAAACUUGGCUCCUUAAAACGCACUGGACGUUGGAUAAAUACGGGAUACAGGCGGAUGCCAAGCUCCAGUUCACCCCUCAGCACAAGCUGCUCCGCCUGCAGCUGCCCAACAUGAAGUACGUCAAGGUGAAAGUCAACUUCUCCGACAGGGUCUUCAAGGCUGUUUCUGACAUCUGCAAGACGUUCAACAUCAGGCAUCCAGAAGAACUCUCCCUUUUGAGGAAACCCAGAGAUCCAUCAAAGAAAAAAAAGAAGAAGUUGGAUGAUCAGUGCGAAGACGACGCCUUCGAGCUGGAGGGUCCUCUGAUCACGCCGGGGUCUGGCACCGAUAUUCUUUACAUCGGCCCCGUCAAAGGAAAUAUCUAUUCAAGCCCAGGACUGUAUAGCAAAACGAUGACGCCGACCUACGACGCCCACGAUGGCAGCCCCCUGUCACCCACCUCCGCCUGGUUCGGUGACAGCGCCCUGUCGGAAGGGAAUCCGGGAAUCCUGGCCGUGAGCCAGCCCGUCACCUCCCCAGAGUCCUUAGCAAAAAUGUACAAGCCCCAGACGCUGCUCGAUAAAGCCAAAAUCAACCAAGGGUGGCUGGAUUCGUCCCGAUCCCUGAUGGAGCAGGAGGUGAAAGAAAACGAGGCUUUGCUACUGCGGUUCAAGUACUACAGCUUUUUUGACCUGAAUCCAAAGUACGACGCCAUCAGGAUCAACCAGCUGUACGAGCAGUCCAAGUGGGCGAUUCUGCUGGAGGAGAUCGAGUGCACGGAGGAGGAAAUGAUGAUGUUUGCAGCACUGCAGUACCACAUCAACAAGCUGUCCAUCAUGUCCUCGGAAAACCACCUGAACAACAGCGACAAGGACGUGGAUGAGGUGGAUGCUGCGCUCUCGGACCUGGAAAUUACCUUGGAAGGUGGCAAGACAUCCACCAUCCUGGGUGACAUCACUUCCAUCCCGGAGCUCGCCGACUACAUUAAAGUCUUCAAGCCCAAGAAGCUGACGUUGAAAGGCUACAAGCCCUAUUGGUGCACCUUCAAAGAUACCUCGAUCUCCUGCUAUAAAAGCAAAGAGGAAUCCAACGGGACUCCUGCUCACCAGAUGAACCUGAGAGGAUGUGAAGUUACCCCUGAUGUGAACAUCUCUGGUCAGAAGUUUAACAUCAAACUCCUGAUUCCGGUGGCAGAGGGGAUGAAUGAAAUUUGGCUGCGCUGCGACACCGAGACGCAGUACGCCAGCUGGAUGGCCGCCUGCCGCCUGGCCUCCAAGGGCAAGACCAUGGCCGACAGCUCCUACGGCAUGGAAGUGCAGAACAUCCUGUCCUUCCUGAAAAUGCAGCAUUUGAACCCGGACCCGCAGCUGAUCCCCGAGCAGAUCAACACCGACAUCAACCCCGAGUGCCUGGUCUCCCCUCGCUACCUGAAGAAGUACAAGAACAAGCAGCCAGGCUAUGUAAGAGACUUGAUCACGGCACGCAUCCUGGAAGCCCACCAGAACGUGGCCCAGAUGAGCCUCAUCGAGGCCAAGAUGCGGUUUAUCCAAGCCUGGCAGUCGCUGCCGGAGUUCGGCAUCACGCACUUCAACGCAAGGUUCCAGGGUGGGAAGAAGGAUGAGCUGAUCGGCAUCGCCUACAACCGGCUGAUCCGGAUGGACGCCAGCACGGGAGACGCCGUCAAGACCUGGCGCUUCAGCAACAUGAAGCAGUGGAACGUGAACUGGGAGAUCAAAAUGGUGACGGUGGAGUUCGCGGACGACGUCCGGGUGUCCUUCAUCUGCACGGAGGUGGAUUGCAAAGUGGUGCACGAGUUCAUCGGCGGGUACAUCUUCCUGUCCACGCGGGCCAAGGACCAGAACGAGAGCUUAGAUGAAGAGAUGUUCUACAAACUGACCAGUGGCUGGGUGUGAGCCCCGCCCGCCCCGCACCCGGAGGAAAACCCCCAUGGCCAUAUUAAUUAAUAUUUAACUUUCCAAAGCUGUUCUUCUUUGAGAUAAUGCUGCUUAAUAAAGUAAGCUUGAAAUGUAUCUUUUUUUUUUUUUUCUUUUUAUCAUUGGAAUUUUUUUUUUUUAUUUUUUUUUUUUUUUGCAUUACCAGACCAGUUAAUCUGUGUGCACUAAUGAGCACUUCUGUUAAUUCGCUAUAACAAGACCAUGUCUGGGUCGUGGAUCCAGAUUUCAGUGGGCAGAUCAGGAUAAGGUUUAACUGACUUAAAACAGCCAAUUUUGGAAGAGAACUCUAAGCCAUCUUCUUGUAAAGCCAUCCAGGGGCUUAACCUAUAUGAAGUCUAUUUUUCAUGUUUAAUGCAUGAGUGUUUUAUUUCCUUUUUUUUUUUUUUUUGUGUUUUUAUUCUGUACAUUUGUCCUUUUUGGAAGUUUUUAAUUCCUAAACAGAGCUGCCAUCUCUCCUCUCACACUACACACACCAGGACUGCGACAGGUACCUGAUGUGACUUUUGUGUGGCCUUGAAGAUGAUCUUCUGUUAGUCUGUUAUAGCUUGGUUUUGUUUGUUUAACUUGCCUUUUGAUAAUCAUUUAUAUUGUCCUUUUUUUUUUUUUAAUUUUAUUUGUACACCAUAUUGUAUUAUGACACUUUUAGUAUUCACCAGCAUAGUCACUGUUCUGCCUCUGAUAUGCAAAGUUUUUCAUUACGAUAUGAAGUAAAAGGUCUAUGAAGUAAAAGGUUUUGUGUAACUAAUGUAAAAAACACAAAUUUUAUAAAAUUGUACAGUUUUGUUAACUAGUCUCACAAGCCAGCUAGAAUAUUGCAUAGAUCCUGUGUAUCAGCAGUACCUAUAGGAUGUCUGGAAGGGGUAUGGGGAGAAACCAAGGAAUGAAAAAAAAAAAAAAAAAAACACAAAAAAUACAAUUUCAGUGAAUUUUUACCUUAAGUUAAAGGGGAUUUCAGAGCUGUGCCACAACACCCUCAAUAACUGAUAACCUGGGGCCAGGUUCAUUAAGCCAUUCCCACAAUAAUGCCAAUGAGGAGAAUCCCGUCCCCCACCCGAUGCCGAGGAAUAACCAGUGUUGUGUUCGAGUACUCUGUGGUUUCAAGACUAUGUAAAAAUGCAUUUUAUUUUAAAUAAAAGUCAAAUCUUUUAUUUAA